AUGGAGCAGUGCUAUCAGCGGCAGCACGCCGUCAAGGCCGUCGUGACGACAAUCUUUUGCAACAUCCGCGCCCAAGAGGCGCGCGGGUCCAUCGCCGCCGCUGAGGCUCACGCGGCAUCUGUGCGGCAGGCGCGCGACGAUGCGGCCUGCCAGCAGCGGGAGGAGAUCCUGCAGCGCGCGGCUGUCAGGGCUGUGGUGGACAGCGCCAUCAGUCACAUCCUGCAGGCGGAGGCACUGGAGGGUGCGCGCGCCGCCAGGUCGAAGGCGGUGGCGGCGAUGAAGGCGCACGACGAGGCGGCCUGCCAGCAGCGGGAGGAGAUCCUGCAGCGCGCGGCUGUCAGGGCUGUGGUCGACAGUGCCAUCAGUCACAUCCUGCAGGCGGAGGCACUGGAGGGUGCACGCGCCGCCAGGUCGCAGGCGGUGGCGGCGAUGAAGGAGGCCGACGCUGCCCGCUCCAGGGCGGUGUGGAUCGAGGCCUCUUCCAGGCGGCGCAGCGUCAAGCUGGGGGCACGCGACUCUGCGGUGCGGACGCGCGAGGCGCAGACGUGCAGGCGCGAGAAGGCGCUGGAGGAGGCCGAGGAGGCGCAGGAGCGCGCUGCCGCGGAGCUGGCGGUGGAGCGCGCACAGGCGGAGGCGCAGCACGCCGACGCUGAGCAGCGGGAGCGCGAGGCGCUCGUGGCGGCCAUGGUGGCGGGUGCGUUCGCCAAGGCCGAGCAGCAGGCCGCGCAGGGGCGCGCCAUGGAGGAGCUGCAGCGGGCGGUUGCGGCGCAUGAGCUGGAGCUGGCGCAGUGGCGCGCGGAGGUCGCCAAGGAGAAACAGGCGUCUGAGGCGAAGCGCCAGGCGCUGCGGGCAGAGGAGGCCGCCCACAGCAAGCUCCUGCAGGAGCGGGAAGGUGCCAACUCCUACUGCUGCCAGAGGAAGCUGCGGCAGGUGGCGCAGGCUGAGAAAAAGGCUCGCGAGAGGAUUGGCGCGGAGCUGCGCGCCAAGGUGGAGCAGCUGCGCAGGGAGGAGGAGGGCGGCCUCACCAGGCUGGCGGCUGCGACCAUGACCGCCACCGCCUUCUCCAGGGUCAUCAUCUGGGCGGAGGUGGAAGACGCGAAGGCGGUAAUGAAGCAGGCCGGGGCGCGGCGUGUCGACGCCGAGAGGCGGGAGCGUGAGGCCAUCGUGGCGGCAAUGGUGGUGGGCGCGUUUGCUGCCGUCAAGCAGCAGGCCGCGGCUUGCGAGCUGCAGGGGGUUUCUGCCGAGCUGGAGUCUCUGAAAAGGGAGAAGGCCGCCCAUGGCGCCGUCACUGUCGCUGCCGGGGCGGCCGAUGUCAUGGGCUGCUUCAGCAUGGAGCCGUCCAAGACGGCAGCGACGCCGCGCCAGGAGCUGGCGUGCAUGGACGCCACGCGCCCGCAAGAAGAGGAGGGCCAUGCGCUGAGCGGGGAGCGGUCACUGCAGACCCUCACGAUGAGUGCCAAGAUGCAGGCGGAGGAGGCGCCCGAUGGCCCUCCAGGCCAGGAGCCGUAG
Monoraphidium neglectum is the source of this 1509-nucleotide messenger RNA. RefSeq lists its product as hypothetical. The record is from RefSeq and is a predicted model, not a curated record. Bases 1 to 1509 code for a protein of 502 amino acids. NCBI's taxonomy places the organism in Eukaryota, Viridiplantae, Chlorophyta, Chlorophyceae, Sphaeropleales, Selenastraceae. The transcript is spliced from 13 exons.